Molecule: messenger RNA, 375 nt
Organism: Phanerochaete carnosa HHB-10118-sp
Lineage: Eukaryota; Fungi; Basidiomycota; Agaricomycetes; Polyporales; Phanerochaetaceae
Exons: 4
Coding region: 1-375 (124 amino acids)
Source: RefSeq, a predicted model, not a curated record
AUGACUACCAUUACUCCCAAGGUCGAGGCGGCAAUAGCAUCGCUGCGCUCCAGUGGUACUCAGGCCCCAAACACAUCAGGCCCCACCAUUGUGCUGUCCACUGUGUACACGCGUUACACACCGAAGUCCGUCGAGGCUCUCCAAUGGGCGCUCGAGAAGGGCUUCAUAGUCGAUGUUGACAUCGAGACGAACCUUCGAGCGGGCGAGGGCGCCUGGGAAGAUCUUGAAGAGUUCCUGGUGAAGGCCAUCCCGACCUCACACAGGGGCAAGAUAAUCCUCUCCAACAUUUUGCCGGCGCCCGAUGAUAGGGAGUACCUCAGUCAGCGGGUGCGCACGAGGACUCGGAGGAGGGAGAUUGCGGAACUCGCCUCAUAG